GUAUGUGCUAGGACAGGUUGAAAAGAGCAGAGUAGCGAUGGGGAGGCUGGUCUUUUUACUUCAUGUAUGUGCGUGGACUUUUGCCUUUGGAAAUGGGUGCAAUUAUUCUAACACAACCCCAGAUUUUGGAGCCCUCUACCAUGUCAAAGGAGUCAUCAGCCUCCCUUACGCUGAAAUAGAAGAGCCAUUUGAAGCCUGGUACAACCUUACUGGCAACAAGAGUCGCAUUGAAUACUAUAAUGGCCAGGUGGUGACAUUGCAGCUUGGAUGUUUAGAGCCCUAUGGUGCCUUGUUCAAGAUUACACCAGCCACCACAGAAGAACUGGUCAAUAUUGAGAAAUGCUUCCUGUUAAAUGGCACCAAAGAAAAACAUGUGAAGCCACAAGGAGUCUUUCCUGACAUGAAAGAUUUCAAGUUUGUAAGAGAAGAGUACUACAAAGGCCAAUAUAGCGCCGUGUGGCAGAGCAUAACCCAGUGGGGCAAGAAGAAGAAUGUCUAUACAAUGUGGGUGACGAACACCAGCUGCGGGGUCUCCCCUGUACAUUACGAGAUGAAGGGUUACAACAACUUGCUGGGAUCCCACUACGACAAGUAUGAAAUCGAUUACAGUGACUUCUCCAACAGCUUUCCAGCUUCCAUCUUCAACUUGAAAGCAAACGAAACCAAACUCUGUGAUGAGCUGCCAGGGGAUUCCACAGAGCACCACAUCAUCGCAAACCCCAUGGCUGAUUUUGUUGGUGGACAAGAGGAUCGUGCCCACACUCUGUUCCACCAUUACAGAAAACAGUUCGGAAAGAACUACGACACUGAGCAGGAGAUGGAACAUCGGAAGCACGCCUUCACCCACAACAUGAGGUUUGUCCAUUCCAAGAAUCGAGCCAACCUUCCGUUUAAGCUGGCCCUGAAUCACCUGGCCGAUCUCACCCAGGAAGAGGUGGCAGUGAUGAGGGGGAAACUCAAGAGCACGGCACCCAACAAGGGGCUGCCGUUUUCCGAGGAGCUGUAUACAGGCCUCAUCUUGCCAGAAAGUUUGGACUGGCGACUCUAUGGGGCAGUGACUCCUGUCAAAGAUCAGGCUGUCUGUGGUUCCUGCUGGAGUUUUUCCAGUACAGGAUCCCUCGAAGGAGCUCUCUUCCUUAAGACUGGGCAUCUCAUCUCCCUGUCUCAGCAAAUUCUCAUCGACUGCUCCUGGGGCUUUGGGAAUUAUGCCUGCGAUGGUGGUGAGGAGUGGCAAGCAUUUGAAUGGGUCUUGAAGCAUGGCGGCAUUGCCACCACCGAGUCUUAUGGGCCCUACAAAGGACAAAAUGGCUACUGUCACAGCAACAAGACUCACCUCGUGGGCAAGCUCUCAGGUUACGUCAAUGUCACUUCUGGGAACAUCACUGCUCUGAAGGCGGCCAUUUACAAGCAUGGUCCGGUGUCGGUCAGCAUUGAUGCCUCCCACAGGACUUUCUCCUUCUAUUCUAAUGGGGUGUACUACGAGCCCAAAUGUAAAAACAAGAGGGGCGGGCUCGAUCAUGCUGUCCUGGCUGUCGGUUAUGGUGUCCUUCAAGGAGAGCUUUACUGGCUGGUCAAGAACUCUUGGUCUACAUACUGGGGCAACGAUGGCUACAUCCUUAUGUCCAUGAAAGACAACAACUGUGGUGUUGCUACUGAUGCCACUUUCCCAAUUAUGGCUUAAUGAGAGCACAGCUUGGCCAAUUCCUUCAGGCAAUUUUGAAGAAAAUGCAAGUUCCACCCUUCCUUUUUUUUUUGUACUGAAGCAGGACUGCCUUCCUUUCAUCUCCUAAACUUAAUCUUAAAUCACAGAACUGGAAGAAACUCAGAUUUUUUUUUUUUAGGUAGGACAACUCAAUUGUUACUGUUGAUGAGUUUUUCUAGAACCCAGGCCACUUUGCAAAGUAAGUUUUGCAUUGAAAAGCUGGGAAUGGGUGCCCCAAAUAAAUAAGAUGGUCAGGUCCAUCCUUCUUCCUGGCAGUACCCAGCUGAAAUGUAAAGAGGACUUCAGCUCUCUUUUCCAAUAGUUUAGAUAUCUCCCAAUCUUCCUAGAGCUUUCUCCCAAAAAUACAGAGCAGGGAAAUUCAUUGUGGCUUCACCAUUUCCUAUAAAGGUAAAGACUUCCUCCAGUCAAGUUCAACUGGAUUGACCAUACUCCUCUGAUUAUUCCAGGUUGUUUCCUUAGCAGUGAUAUAUAGG
This is a messenger RNA of Candoia aspera, 2196 nucleotides long. Its product is annotated as digestive cysteine proteinase 2-like. Lineage: Eukaryota; Metazoa; Chordata; Lepidosauria; Squamata; Candoiidae. The transcript is spliced from 11 exons. The record is from RefSeq and is a predicted model, not a curated record. The coding region runs from base 38 to 1681 and encodes 547 amino acids. Gene Ontology annotation, cellular component: lysosome. Gene Ontology annotation, molecular function: cysteine-type endopeptidase activity; cysteine-type endopeptidase activator activity involved in apoptotic process. Gene Ontology annotation, biological process: immune response; positive regulation of peptidase activity; positive regulation of apoptotic signaling pathway.